UUCAUUAUUUUCAAGGUAUUUUAAUAAAGUUGUUCUCCCUGAUAUGGAUUAUGUUGAAGAUUUUGUAGAUUUUUUAAUUGAUGCCGAAUUAAACGAUUUGCCUGUAUUAAAGCGAGCUUGUGAGAGAUAUUUAUGCGGAGAAUUGAAUACUAAAAAAGAAUUAAUGACUUCUUUAAUUUUGGAUUUAUUUUUUAUUGCUAUGGUUUUUCGAUUGCCUGUAAUGAAGUCUAUGACGUUGACUGAACUUUGUGAUCGUUACUAUGAAAUGGAGGAUCUUGGAAUUUUAAUGGAGAGAGACGAAUACAAAAGCCUUGAUAAAAGAAUUCGACAGCUUUGUGGAGACCGAAAUUUGGCCGAUUUAGUAGACGAAUGUAAACGUUUCAGAGAACAAUGCCUUCGUGUUCAACGUGUUAAUUUUUGUUCUAAAUAA
Meloidogyne enterolobii is the source of this 430-nucleotide messenger RNA. Lineage: Eukaryota; Metazoa; Nematoda; Chromadorea; Rhabditida; Meloidogynidae. The record is from the annotation of a GenBank genome assembly.